Molecule: messenger RNA, 1599 nt
Organism: Ipomoea triloba (trilobed morning glory)
Lineage: Eukaryota; Viridiplantae; Streptophyta; Magnoliopsida; Solanales; Convolvulaceae
Product: peptidyl-tRNA hydrolase, mitochondrial-like
Exons: 9
Coding region: 698-1351 (217 amino acids)
Molecular function (GO): peptidyl-tRNA hydrolase activity
Source: RefSeq, a predicted model, not a curated record
UUAUUAUGGUGAGUUAAUUAAUGUACACUGGUUGUAGCUCUUCUCGACUUCACACUUCAAAAAUUCUGAGUAUUUAGUCUCAUUGUAAUUUAUGUUUAUUGUUGGCUGUGAGGUUAUUUUUCAUAUGAAUAAUGUUGAUUGUAAGGUGUUCGACAAAAUUCCUCAGUGGUCUAUCUGGAGAACCGCAAAGCACAUUGACAGCUCUUUUAUUUUUCUUACAAAGUUUUCAAUCUUUCAAUUAGGAAAAAACUCAAAAAGAAACCCCUCCCUAGUGUUCGCUCUCCACAGAAAACAAUAAUAUGCAAAUUAGAUGAUUCAUUAAUGAGAGUAACUUGUGUUUGUGGAAUUCUUUUGCGUUGCAUUCCAAUCUUGCUAAGCACUAAGUCUUAGUCAAGUUAGGCGCCAUCUUUUAUCCAUUCCUGUAGAAAUUGAGUGAAAAGUUACACAAGCUCUUCCUCACUACUGCUUAGGUUCUAAUGUGUUCACGAACAAACUCUACAAACCAAAAUGGAGUAGGUGUUAUGCAGCCAAAACGUUCCUUGUUUAGGUUUACCUAUGAAGUAAAUGUUCAUUUAUUUAUCUAUAACCAAUAAAGGUAUUUAUUUAUCUUUUAUUUUUCUCAGGUUAUUUUUAAUUCUAAUUGUUCUAGGUUUCUUGUGCCAAAGUAAAAUAAGGUUUUUCUUGUGGAAGAAUAAAGAUGCUUAGUAGGAUAUGCAGACGUAGCUUCAGCUCUGCUUUUCCUCAACCAUGGCUCUUUAUUGGGCUGGGCAAUCCUGGUGAUAAAUACAAGGGAACAAGACAUAAUGUUGGAUUUGAUAUGGUAGAUGCAUUUGCACAGUCAGUUGGCAUCCAGAUGGAUGAUGUACAUUGCAAAGCUAUAUUUGGGAAAGGUUUCCUUAAUGGAGUUCCAGUUUUCCUUGCUAAGCCCCAAACUUAUAUGAAUUUGAGUGGUGAAUCUAGUGGACCACUUGCUGCAUAUUAUAAGCUUCCACUCAACCGCGUGAUUGUGUUUCAUGAUGACAUGGAUUUGCCAUGUGGGGUACUUCGUCUUCACCCUAAAGGAGGUCAUCAUAGUCACAAUGGGUUAAAGAGUGUGAUUUAUCAUUUUCGUGGAAACAAAGAGUUUCCUCGAUUAAGAAUAGGCAUUGGAAGACCUCCUGGUCAAAUGGAUCCGAAGGCAUUCUUGCUUCAAAAGUUUAAUGCAACUGCUCGAGAACGGGUUGAUGUUGCUUUACAAGAAGGGGUUGAUGCGUUGAAGCAGCUCUUAUCCAAAGGCUUAACAGAAUCUGCGAGGUGUUUUAACACUCAACAAAAGUACAAGCAUAUAAGAUUACAGACAAUCCCAACAUGAUCAUGAUUCAAGCCUUCAAGGUUUCUAGCUAGAACCAUUCAAGCCUUCAAGGUUUCUAGCUAGAACCAUACUGCUGGUGCGAAGCUUUUUUCUUUAGACUAUUUGAUUAUCUCUAACAGGGUUGGUUCAUGGAAUGAAUUUUGAGGUAAUAGGAAUGCUAUUCCAUAAGGAAUGGAAUAGGACGGGAAUAGAAUAUGAAUUGUAUUCUAUUGUUUGGUUCGCUGAAGGAAUAGACUUUAGGAAUGUAA